Messenger RNA from Ichthyophthirius multifiliis, 964 nucleotides. Its product is annotated as phosphotyrosyl phosphatase activator, putative. Gene Ontology annotation, molecular function: protein tyrosine phosphatase activator activity; peptidyl-prolyl cis-trans isomerase activity. Lineage: Eukaryota; Ciliophora; Oligohymenophorea; Hymenostomatida. Gene Ontology annotation, cellular component: cytoplasm; nucleus; protein phosphatase type 2A complex. Gene Ontology annotation, biological process: mitotic spindle organization. The record is from RefSeq and is a predicted model, not a curated record. The transcript is spliced from 4 exons.
AAGAAAAAAAAUGUCUGAAUAAUAAUAACUAUAAUAAUAAUAAUAUUUGCCUUAUAAUUAGUAAGAAAAUAAAUAUGAAGUGCCUUCAAAACAGCUUAGAUUAGAACAAGAUGUAGAAAUAUUUAAAAAAACUAAAACAUUUGCCGAAUAUAUGCAAUUUAUAUGCGAUAUGCAAUAGUCUAUAAAAUCAAAGAAAAUAUCUUAAACCAAUAAUACUGGAAAAUUUAACAAAAUAAUUGAAUAUUUAGUAAAUUUAGAAAUUUUAUUGAAAUAAACUCCUCCAAUAUAAUAACCAAUGCGUUUUGGAAAUAAAGCUUUUAAAGAUUGGCAUUAAUAAAUGUGUUUACAAACAGACUCAUUUUUAAAAACUCUUCUUCCUGAAAAUUUAUAAGGAGCUAUAAUAGAAUUAAGAGUUUAUUUAUUUGAUUCUUAUGGUUCUAAUGUAAGAUUAGAUUAUGGAACAGGACAUGAAAUGGCUUUCUUAUUUUUCCUUUUGGCUUUAAAAAAACUUGGAUUUUAUGAUAAUAAUGAUCUAGAAGAAGUUUGUAGAUUUGUAUUUUAUAAAUAUAUUGAUGUAAUGAGAUAAAUAUAAGUUAGUUAUAUGCUAGAACCUGCUGGUUCUCAUGGAGUUUGGGGAUUAGAUGAUUAUCAUUUUAUUCCUUUUCUUUUAGGAGCUAGUGAGCUAAUUAAUAGUGAUAUAGUCCCUUCACCUUCAGAUAUUCAUAAUUAAUAAUUAUUAGAUCAUUAUUAAAAUGAAUAUAUGUAUUUGCAUUGCAUAGAUUUCAUCAAAAAAUAAAAAAAAGGACAUUUUCAUGAGCAUUCGCCUAUUCUUAAUGAUAUUUCAGGAGCUGCAAAUUGGAAUAAAGUUGCUUAGGGAAUGAUUAAAAUGUAUUAAGCUGAAGUUUUAUUUAAAUUUCCUGUUGCUAAACAUAUAUUUUUUGGUUCUAUUUUGCCUUUUGUUUGA